Australozyma saopauloensis is the source of this 4101-nucleotide messenger RNA. RefSeq names its product mitogen-activated protein kinase kinase kinase (gene SSK2). The transcript has a single exon. The coding region runs from base 1 to 4101 and encodes 1366 amino acids. Gene Ontology annotation, molecular function: ATP binding; MAP kinase kinase kinase activity. Gene Ontology annotation, cellular component: cytoplasm. Lineage: Eukaryota; Fungi; Ascomycota; Pichiomycetes; Serinales; Metschnikowiaceae. Gene Ontology annotation, biological process: p38MAPK cascade; protein phosphorylation. The record is from RefSeq and is a predicted model, not a curated record.
AUGACAGGCUACUCCCCCAAAGACCACACUCUGCGUGCAACACACUCCAUCAAUUCGUCUCGACGGCCUCCACUCACGAAAAGCUACUCGAGUCAUGGCUCGCUUUCCAGCGGAGGAAGCACCGGCUCCGGUCCCAGCUUGAAGAGCAACAGCGCCGCAUCCAGUCAAAAUGCAAAGAAGACAUCUAGCCCCAGCAGCACGCUUACCGAGUCGCGGAAGGGGUCGUUGAGAGCCCGCUCGCUCAGCCAGAUGAUCGCCGGCAACUCCAAUCUGUAUCUUGCCCAGGAAAAGGCGUACCUCAAGAGAAUACGAAACCAGCGCACAGACGACUACUACACCAAGGGCAUCAGUGGUGCCGCUCUAGAUAUCAAGGACUUUGACCUCAAAAACGACAGCGACGACGACCUCUCGUCGUACGGCAACUCAGACCUUCUAACAGACUUCGCCGACGAGAAAAAUGAGGUCGACUACAGCUUGGCCUUCGAUCUCAUGAAGAGUAGCGGUGUCAGACUCAGCAUAGAUAAGAACAAUCAGACCAUCGACAAACACACGAUAGAGGACCCCUUGGUCUUGGAACGGUUGGAGUGGCAGGCCAUGCUCCUUUCGGUCUUGACCGGUGACGUGGUGCGCUCCGAAAAGACUAAAAUUAUAGACGCCCCCAACUCGGCACAGGGCCAAGAGAGCUUUGCCCAUACGCACUAUAAGGAGAACCUCUGGUUCGGGAUCAGAGCCAAGUUGUUCAACAGAUCAGAAGACGACCAGAAAAAAUUGACCUUGUACAGAAGAAACUUGGUGGACAAUCUCAUUGAUCAGGUGAUGAACUACCUGAUCUCCUACGAGUCGGGCGCGCCGAGCCCACGAGAGCAAAUCGUGAAGAUUCUAGACGACUACGAAAAGGCCUGCGAUUUGUGGAGCACCUUGGAAGAAAUGAAACAUGAUAAACCAUCUUGCAGAAGCGAAGCUUUCCAAGACCGUAUUGAUGCUCUCACCGCUUGGCUAUCCAUCACAGACGCUAUUGACCGUGAAACAAAGUCCUUCGCCUCCUGGAUUGGAAAUGACGACCUUGACAUCACUCGUGGAGGUACUGUCACAACUCCAAUGGCGGAGGAAGUACAAUUGACAGAUAACAAAAGCGAAGUAAACGAGGUGAAGAAGAUCUUCGAGGAAGAUAAUAAGUCUUUGGCCGAGCGCAUAGUCAAAGAGAAAGAUGUGCACAUGAUCUUCCGCAAGCGCAUUUCAUUACCACUCGCACCCUGGAUGGUCAAGUCAAAAAUCACCUACAUCAGGCUUUGUCGCAUUUUCGAGCAAUUGAAGCUCCCAGACUACGUUCACCAUUUGAUCGAUCUAUGUCUUGUUCCCAUGCGACUCAUCAAAGAGAUCAUCACCCUUCGUAUGAAGUAUGCCAUGAAACUCCAAAAUCCUACUCUUAUGAUGAUUGAUCAAAUGCUCGAUGAUUUUAAAUCUUACAUUACUAUCGCCUUAGAGCUCAAUAGCGGGAUUAUGGAGUAUUGCAAAUCAGAUGCAAAUAAAACUUGGUAUAUUCGAGACUUAUUCGAGAAGGACAUCGAGGAGUUCGAGAAAGUUGUUUUGAAAUGUGUGCACUACUAUCUUCUGCUCUUGAAUAAGAAACUUAUUGAUAGUAGCCGCUCACCCUACACUUUCAGAACCAACAAGGAGCCAGAGGAGCUUGAAGAUGCAUGGAAAUUCUUGAUGAAUUUGGGGCAUUAUAUCGAUGGUGGUGGAAUUUUGGUAGCCGAAAAUAUCACCUCUAUAACGUCGAGGCUUUGUCAAAAGCUCCUUGGCUAUUUAUUCAACCAAAUGAAUCAUCCUCCAAAGCCAGUUAAUGGCUCUGGAGACCUUAUCAGGUGGUACUCUUCCACUACAGACAAUUUCGGUCAGCUUCGUCGUAAGCUCGCUAGAUUUACUGGAGAAAUACUGCGAGAGUUCACGAACUCUGUCAUUUUCGAAAUCACUGCAAAGAGCGGUGCUAGAACCAAGAGCAUCCUAGAAAUUCUUCGUGAAUCUAAUCAUGUUCUUGUCUAUACCGGGACUGUUGAAGCGCAAGGAAUGUAUUUCUUUGCUAGUCCAGAGUUGAGUGAUAAGGAGGGAGAAAUCUUGAAAAUUAUAAAUGGCCGUUUCAUUGGCACUGGUCUCAACAGAGGCUUUUCUGAGUUUUCCAAUCUUCUCCAAUCAAUCAAAGAAGACAGUUAUUCGGAAGAAUUUUAUGAAAGUCCUGAAGAAGAUUAUUCAUCAGAGUAUUCUUACGUCUUGGCAUUUUGUCCUCCGAAAGCUAUUGUUUGGGAUGGUGCAAUGAUUAAUUUGCAUAUUGAUGAAGUCCCUGUCACAGAUUUGAAACAAGGCCAGAUGCUCAUGAUUACGAAACUUCCAUACUACGAUCUUCACAUAAUACGUGAUCGUUUCGUCGACUUUGUAUCUGAAGUUGAUUUCGGAUGUCUUGUGGAUCCUAUUGAACAACGUUCUUCCCUCACAAAGGUUCAUCAGGAAUUGAGUAGAAUUAACAAGAUGUUCUUUAAAAUGGCCUUAGCGGUCUUGGAUUCAAGCAGCAUCUUAAUUGAAAAAUGCAGGAUCCUCAUAAGUGAUGGCAAUUACCAAGAACUUGUGAACAAUUACUUCAUUUAUGCUCGAGAUUUCGGUAAGAGUUCUGUGAAGUGGUCAGAUGCAUCUCGGAAGUCCACUGUCAUUAUGCGCUUGAUUCAUUUGUCAAUUGAGUGGGUCAGUUUUAUAUGCGACGAUUGUAUUCCAACAGAUCGCAAAACUUUUAGAUGGUGUGUCCUAGCACUCGAGUUUGCUAUGGAGAUGACUCGCGGGUUUAAUGUCCUAGUCUUGAGUGAAGAGCUAUUCCAUAAGUUGAAAUUGAAGGUGGCUCGUUGUAUGUCUCUUUUGAUUUCUCAUUUCGAUAUCAUGGGUGCUCGGUCUAGUGAGGCUGAGAAAAGACGUUUGUUGAAGUGGACCUCGCUGAGACAAGGAAUUGAAAAUACUGUGGAUGACGAACAGGUGUUGAAAUCGUAUCAGAACGAGGUCAUGGGUCAAAUUGAAGAAAUCGAAAGAUACAGAACUGAUGUUCAGGAACAACUUAAUUCCAUUGGCCGUGUUUUGGAUGUUCUGGAUCUGGAGUACCACUAUGUGACCCUCCUCGCAUCCUCGUUCUCGAGUCUUUCUAUCAGAUGGCAAAAGGGUCGGUUUAUUGGCGGUGGUUCGUUUGGGCAAGUCUACGCUGCAGUUAAUUUGGAUACUGGUGGUGUCAUGGCAGUCAAGGAGAUUGUUUUCCACGAUAGCCAGUCGCUCAAGCUCAUUCCGUCUAUCAAGGAGGAGAUGACCGUGCUUGAGAUGUUGAACCAUCCGAAUGUGGUCCAAUACUUCGGAGUGGAGGUUCAUCGUGACAAGGUGUACAUCUUCAUGGAGUUCUGUGAAGGUGGUUCGCUUUCAGGCCUUCUCGCGCAUGGCAGAAUCGAGGAUGAAAUGGUCAUACAGGUGUACACCCUUCAAAUGCUUGAAGGUCUAGCCUAUCUCCACCAGUCUGAUGUUGUUCACAGAGAUAUCAAGCCUGAGAAUAUUCUUCUCGAUCACAAUGGUGUGAUCAAGUUUGUUGAUUUCGGUGCUGCAAAGGUCAUUGCAGCUACUGGCAAGACACGGAAUCCAGCAACCAGUUCAUCUUCGUCUUCAAGAAGAGGAGGUAAUCCAGAGAAUCUCAAUUCCAUGACCGGUACUCCAAUGUAUAUGUCGCCCGAAGUUAUUACCGGACAGUCUUCACCUCGGAACGGUGUGACCGAUAUCUGGUCACUUGGAUGCUGUGUUCUUGAAAUGGCCACUGGAAGACGGCCAUGGGCCAACUUGGACAAUGAAUGGGCUAUCAUGUACCAUAUCGCUGCCGGGCAUAAGCCGCAGUUGCCCUCGGCGGAUCAGCUCAGUGAAGCAGGAAGAGCGUUCCUCUCCAGAUGUUUGGAGCACGACCCACGCAAGAGACCCGGCGCCGCCGAACUUCUCAACGAUCCCUGGAUUGUCCAGAUCAGACAGGCAGCCUUUGGAACGAGUGAGCCAGGCACCACCCCUAGUUCAGAAAACAGCUCGACGUUGGCAUAA